Perkinsus marinus ATCC 50983 is the source of this 1440-nucleotide messenger RNA. RefSeq lists its product as hypothetical. The record is from RefSeq and is a predicted model, not a curated record. Gene Ontology annotation, molecular function: RNA binding; ATP binding; aminoacyl-tRNA ligase activity. The coding region runs from base 1 to 1440 and encodes 479 amino acids. Gene Ontology annotation, cellular component: nucleus. Gene Ontology annotation, biological process: tRNA aminoacylation for protein translation. Lineage: Eukaryota; Perkinsozoa; Perkinsida; Perkinsidae. The transcript is spliced from 10 exons.
AUGAGAAGAGCAUCAUAUCAUGGCGAUGGAGGCCCGGACCCCUACAUCCCCCAAGAUCGCCAACAGCCACAGCAUGCUUAUGGUUGCCCACCUCCUUGUGCCGGCGGCCUUGGGGAGCCUAAACCCUUCUUGCCUGAUACAAGGUCUAUGGACUCAGCCACCUUGGAGCAGGUUGUUAACCAACUUGUUGUAAAUAGGCAGAAGCAAAUGCAGAAUGAUGGAGCCAGUGGACAUCUUCCCCCACUUGGACUGCCGAGUUUGCCCUCCAAUGGGAACUCCAUUGCUGCACCCUACAGUGGUCAUUCUGGUGGAACCGAGGCCCAACAUCAAGCCGUGCAGCAUAUCUACUCUCAUUUGAUUAAUUACUUCAAUUCGACACAAGCAGCUGCAGGAAAACUGUCAAUGCCGUUCUCGGCGAGUGGCGGUGCCUAUCCAUUGGUACCACACCUUCCAAACUUCUCGCAGAUUGGCUUACCUCAACAGCCCAGUGCGCCAGUUGUAUCAGUGACUGUUGAGGGUGUUAACUUCAGCUACCAGCUAACAGAAGAUGAUCUACGGAAAGUUUUCUCUCGCUACGGUGAAGUUCGUGAGGUCACCGUUAACCCGGACGGAGGAUCUGCGAUUAUUCGCUUCUCGACUAUGCCCGAGGCGGAACACGCUGUCAGAGACUACACGGCAAGAUGCUCAAUGGGAAUCAGGAAGUACACGUGUCGGUUCGAGAUUGGUAUUGAGAAUGAUAGAGAGUUCCACGUGGCCAGGCGACUGAUUGGACAGAAAGGCGCUAAUAUGAAGAGGAUAGUCAAACUUUCUGACGCCAAGCUCCGUCUACGCGGUAGAGGUUCGGGCUUCCUUGAGGGCACUGCUAAGCAGGAGUCCAAUGAGCCGCUGCAUAUGUGUAUCUCUUGUAAGGAUCCAGAAGGGUACAGAAUCGCGGUGUCGGAGAUGCGUAUGUUGUUGGAGCAUGUGUAUGAUGAAUAUCGUCAUUUCUGUAAGGAGAGGAACAUUCCUUAUCCCGAGGACCUCGAGGUCCUCGUCAAAGAACUCCCUCUGGUCUCGAGCCCUAGAGCCCCUCCUGAUGCAUCGCCGGUUUCGGGAAUAGGGGCGCAUGAGAGGAGACGUUAUGGGCGCCAGCAGAGUGGCUACUCAUCUUAUGAAGGGGGUGGACAUGGUGAGCUAUGGAGUGGUGGUGAGUUCCAUCCUAUAUUUGGGCCAAGCUACGGAGGAGACGCUGAUCAUUUUGAGAUGCCACCUGGCAUGCCAUCUGUUGAGGAGAUUGAGCGUCUUAUCGAGGAGAGGAACAACGCUAGGAGGGUGUGCAACUUCAAGGAGGCUGAUAGAAUUAGAGACCUACUUAGGGCUAAUGGGAUUGGACUCAUGGAUGAACCUGGUGGUCGUGGCAAAGGGUCUGAGGUCACCACUUGGAGGUUCUGGCGUCAAUAG